UGUGUGGGUAUUUUAGCAUUUUUCUGCAGAUGCAAGCAUCACCAAAACUACAUGAGCACAAGAUAUUUGACUGCAUGCUUUUAGGCAGUAGGAGUCAGAACAACAAUGAUGAUCUCAGUCCACUUCACGUUGCUCUUUUUUUUAGUGACACACGAUUUUGUGAGCUGUGUUAAAAUGACGAUACCCGGAGACCUGAUAGAUGUCUUGGCUGUAGCGUUGGGAGACUAUCUCACAUUAAACUGCACAUACAAUUGCUCCAGUGGAUUUGUCCGUGGCUGUUGGAGUAAAGCAUCAUACUCAGGCUGUCUUGGGAAUUACAGUAAAAGCAGUUUGUGCACAAUGUCCCUUCAUAUGUCAAAUGUGUCUACAAAAGAUGUCGAGAAGAUCUACACUUGCUACACACUAAACACAGAUGACCCGCAAGUUCGGAAAAACAUAGAACGCGUUGUUUCUCUGCAACUUCAAGUUACAGUUACAGUUACCCCAAAGACUGAAAAUGCAUCUCUUCCUGCUAAGCCAAACGACUCAAAUGGAGGAGAAUUGAUUGGAAUUAAGGUUUUAGCAACAGUUACCGUUGCUGUUGCCACGGUGCUUGCAGCCUUGGCAGUUUACUUGUGUCUGAACCGGAACAGACAGAACUGGACUGAUAAAGGGGAGCCUGUUGUGUCCAGGUCAGGUUCACCACUGCCUCCUCCCGCAGUCCCUUCACCAGUAAAAGGGUCACUGUCAACACAAAGUGAAAGAGUGACUUUGAGGAUUCCUACACCAGAUAAUGAGAGCGACACUGAGGUUCCAUAUGCUGACAUAAUGAUCACUGUCCGAGGUGUCAGUACGCCAGAGCUCACUCAGGUCAGCUACUUGACUCCUGGAGAUCAAAAAGAGUGGAGGGGUGAUGAAUCAAGGUCUCACCUGCAGGCCUCACGUUCAGCUGACAGACUGCAUGUCCCCCAGCCCAGAGAGGUCAGCCGUAAGAUGAGCACCAACUCUGAGUAUGCAGUCAUCACAUAUGCCUGAGGUCGCAACUGAUGGAAGAAUAAACACACGUCUUGUUUUUGAUGUACACGCUAAUAUGCAUUAUCUUUUGUUUUUUUAAGUAAUCCUACUUUAUAUGUACUUAUUAUAUUGUUUUUUUUUUACAUGUUCUGUUUAUAACUUGCAUUUAUAUCCAAUAAAGCCAUUCAAUUCAAUUUCA
This is a messenger RNA of Cottoperca gobio, 1192 nucleotides long. RefSeq lists its product as uncharacterized. The transcript is spliced from 10 exons. The coding region runs from base 106 to 1014 and encodes 302 amino acids. Lineage: Eukaryota; Metazoa; Chordata; Actinopteri; Perciformes; Bovichtidae. The record is from RefSeq and is a predicted model, not a curated record.